GCGGCUUAAGCUCCCAGAGUUCUCAUUGGGUCAACGCGGGAAGCCCCAAGAUGGCGGCAGCAGGGACCUGCGGCACCGGCACCCGGAGUACUGGGUCUAUGGUGGCGGCGGCCAGCACGAACAACGUCACUAGCUUCCGGCGGAGGGGUCCCAGAGCUAGCGGUGCCGACAGUGGCUGCUCUCGACUGGUGUCCAUCGCGGGGACACGGCCGUCGGUGCGGAAUGGACAGCUGCUGGUAUCAACCGGGCUGCCAGCCCUGGACCAGCUCCUAGGUGGAGGUUUGGCCGUCGGAACAGUUCUUCUAAUUGAAGAGGAUAAAUACAACAUUUAUUCUCCUUUGCUCUUCAAGUAUUUCCUGGCAGAAGGAAUUGUCAGUGGCCAUGCUUUGUUGGUUGCAUCUGCAAAAGACGACCCUGCUGACAUCUUACAGAAACUUCCUGCACCAUUAAUUGAUGAUAGCUAUAAAAAAGAAUGCGAUGAAGAUGUAUGCAGUCAUAAAAUAGAAUCUGACAUUAAGAUGAAAAUAGCUUGGCGUUAUCAGUUAUUACCCAAGAUGGAGGCUGGACCAGUAUCAUCUUCAAGAUUUGGUCACUAUUAUGAUAUAUCAAAAAGGAUACCACAAGAACUCAUUGAGACCUCAAAGUGGCAUGGAUUUUUUCUCCCAGAAAAAAUAUCAUCAACUUUUAAUGUAGAACCCUGUUCUUUGACCUCUGGCUACAUGAAGCUGCUCCAGUUUAUCCAGAACAUUAUUUAUGAGGAAGGAUUUGAUGGAUCCAAUCCCCAGAAAAAACAGAAAAACAUUUUAAGAAUAGGAAUCCAGAAUCUUGGUUCACCUUUGUGGGGAGAUGAUAUUUGCUGUACAGAAAACUGUGACACGAGUCAUAGCCUCACGAAGUUCCUCUAUAUACUCCGUGGACUUCUGCGAACCUCUCUUUCAGCCUGUAUCAUUACCAUGCCAACACACCUUAUCCAGAAUAAAGCAGUUAUUGCUCGUGUUACAAACUUGUCAGAUACAGUAGUUGGUCUGGAAUCAUUUAUUGGUUCUGAGAAAGAAACCAACCCAUUAUAUAAGGAUUAUCAUGGUCUUAUUCAUAUACGGCAGAUUCCUCGACUUAAUAACUUGAUUUAUGAUAUAUCAGAUGUCAAAGACUUAGCUUUUAAAUUAAAAAAGAAGCUGUUCACCAUUGAGGCCAAGCCCAAUUUCUGCUAAACCAUGGGUCAGUGAGCUCGUGCUGAUUCUCAUAUGAAUGAUGGGCUUGAUUUUGCAAAGAUAACACCAACUAUCAAUACCUACGUCUUGCUACCAUUAUGAACAACCUAGAAUAGGACAGUGUGCAUUUUGAACGUGUUGUUUCCUUUACUUUUACUAUCUAUAGCAAUCCUGGACACCAUCAGAAUUGUGUAUAUUUCUGAAGCAUUACAUUUUUAAAUGUUUUUAAUGUUUAGUAACAAAGCAGUAUAAAACAAGCAACAUAUUGUCGUAUGUAUUUGUUAUCUUUCCUUAUUAAAAGUCAUAGGCAGAAAAAAAGAAUACACCUUAAAUGGUUUUAAUAAGGUAAAGUUUUACAUUUAGUAAAUGAUCUUACAAACAAAUCUAAGUGUAAGAACAACAGAGUUUCACCAGAAUGUGAUGCGUAUCUGCUUUAGUAGCUUUUCUACAUCCACCCAAGCGAAAACAAUAUUAUAUUAAUAAAUCAUAAGAGGCUUCUAUUAGCUUGAUAAAUAAGCACAUUUAAAAUACAAGUUAGAAAAGGAUUUGUUUAAAUACUUUAAAUAGUCUUUGUCAUAACCAUUCUAGUGAUGCCCAAUACAAUUUUCAUUUUUCAAACAUUUUUGGUAGAAAUUUAAUCUUUGAAAAUAUUAAUAACAGCUUACAGCAGGUAAGCUAUAAAAUAACACUGGAUGCUGUCUAUUUAGUUUCUGGUUGAAAAAGCACAGCAGUACUUUAGUUCAUUACCUUUGAAAAAAACAGUAACAAGAUAAUACAGCUGCCUCUGAUUAAGAUGUAAAUUCUUUCUAAUUAGAAUGUAAAUUCUUACAUUUAAAUGAAGACAUCAAUUGUCAGGAUGCCAUAUGAUAUCUUAUUCCACCUUGCCUGAAUGCAGCCCUCACUGCUCAUCUAUGGCACUAAAAUAGUUUUGCAAUCCCUUUGUUCCCUGAUUCUUGUAAUAUUCUCUCUUCAUGUUCCCUUUUCACAUUGCUUUUGUUUGUUUUCCCCCUUGCAUCUGAUAUUGUUGUGCCUUGGGAUUUUGCAGAAAUUUGGAAUGAAAAUUGAGUUCACUCAGUGCCAGUAUUUGCUUGUGCCUCAAUUACUUCUGCUGAAUUUUCCUCAAUGCAAAUCAGGCAGGUUGCAUAAAGUGGUGCAUGUAUUUGAAAUAAUUAAUUUUCCGUAAAA
Molecule: messenger RNA, 2396 nt
Organism: Dama dama (fallow deer)
Lineage: Eukaryota; Metazoa; Chordata; Mammalia; Artiodactyla; Cervidae
Gene: ELP4
Product: elongator acetyltransferase complex subunit 4
Exons: 10
Coding region: 51-1211 (386 amino acids)
Biological process (GO): tRNA wobble uridine modification
Cellular component (GO): cytoplasm; transcription elongation factor complex; elongator holoenzyme complex
Source: RefSeq, a predicted model, not a curated record